AUCCAAAAUAAAUUACAAGAAAACAAUAUAGGAAGUAGACAGAGAAGUAGAAAUUAUGACUAGUAGGCAGUGUCUUCACUUAGUGCUUCUUCUUGUUCUCUCUAUCAUUUUCAAUACAAGUUGUAUUAAUGCUAAGCUCCAUCGUGAUUUUUAUCGAAAUUCUUGUCCAAAUGUGGAGUCUAUUGUCCGAUCAGCAGUUGAAGAGAAAUACAAACAGACCAUUGUUACAGCAGCAGCAACUCUUAGACUCUUCUUCCAUGAUUGCUUUAUACAGGGUUGUGAUGCUUCCAUCAUGCUGAGGUCCUCAGGAAAUAACAAAGCAGAAAAGGAUCAUCCAGACAAUAUAUCACUCGCUGGAGAUGGAUUUGACACUGUUAUUAAAGCCAAAGCUGCAGUUGAUAAUGUACCUGCUUGCAAGAACAAAGUCUCAUGUGCUGAUAUCUUGGCCAUGGCUGCUCGAGAUGUCGUUGCAUUGGCAGGAGGACCAAAGUAUGCUGUUGAAUUGGGAAGGAGGGACGGCAAAAUGUCUUCACAAAAUAGUGUACCCAACAAUUUACCUCACUCUGACUUUCACUUGGAGAAGCUCCUUCCUAUGUUUGCAUCCCGUGGUCUCUCUAUCAGACAUUUGAUUGCCCUCUCAGGAGCACAUACACUAGGAUUUUCACAUUGCAAUCAGUUCUCAAGCAGGAUAUACAAUUUUAACAGCAAGGACAAGGUUGAUCCAACGAUUGAUGCAUCCUAUGCUAAGAACCUCCAACAAAUGUGUCCAAAAAAUGCACCUUCGGGAGUAGUCAUCCCAUUGGAUCCUGACACCCCUCAAGUGUUCGAUAAUACGUAUUACAAAAACCUUCAGAGAGGGAGGGGGCUGUUCACUUCAGACCAGACACUGUUUACUAAAAGGGGAUCAAGGAGAAUAGUGAAUAUCUUUGCAUCAAACAAGACAGCUUUCGAGAGGGUCUUCAUUGCUGCCAUGACAAAGCUUGGAAGGUUUGGGGUCAAAACCGGAGAUCGUGGUGAAAUUCGAAAAGAUUGUGCUGUAGUGAACUAAGAAGACAAGUAGAGUAGAUCAAAGAUUUAUUCUAGGACCAUUGUGCAGUACUUAUUUCAAUUUCCAAUAAUUACGCAAUAAGGUUUAAUCCUGUUAAUGAA
Molecule: messenger RNA, 1149 nt
Organism: Lycium ferocissimum
Lineage: Eukaryota; Viridiplantae; Streptophyta; Magnoliopsida; Solanales; Solanaceae
Product: peroxidase 16-like
Exons: 4
Coding region: 56-1048 (330 amino acids)
Biological process (GO): hydrogen peroxide catabolic process; response to oxidative stress
Molecular function (GO): heme binding; peroxidase activity
Source: RefSeq, a predicted model, not a curated record